This is a messenger RNA of Linum trigynum, 423 nucleotides long. The record is from the annotation of a GenBank genome assembly. NCBI's taxonomy places the organism in Eukaryota, Viridiplantae, Streptophyta, Magnoliopsida, Malpighiales, Linaceae.
AUGAUCUAUUCGGAAUUACGAAAUUGGGUGGUGAAACAGCCGAAAGUGCACGUGACUUCAAUGGGAUCGAAGGGUAAGGAAAAAGUGGAAGAGAUGAUUGAAGCUCGGGCUGAAUCUAGUAUGCAGGCCUUGGUUGUUGCGGAGUCUGUAAUAGAGGAGCCUGCAGUGGUAGUGGAUGAAGGGUGCAGCUCUGAGCCAGUGCCUGAGGAUGAUGGUUUUAAGGUUGUUACAGGGAGGAAGCACAGAGUUAGUGCUCCUGAUCCUACGUCCAAUGCAAAGAGCCCGUGGAAUUUGUCAUCUAAUCAGAAGAAGGUACAACUGGAUGAUCAUGCUUUUCCCUCAUUGAGCAAGCCAGUUUGGAGAAUGAGUAUUGAGCCACCGCAGCCUGCUAAAGGUAGGGGGCGGGGCAAGAAGAAGAAAUGA